This is a messenger RNA of Aphanomyces astaci, 1010 nucleotides long. RefSeq lists its product as hypothetical. Bases 46 to 891 code for a protein of 281 amino acids. NCBI's taxonomy places the organism in Eukaryota, Oomycota, Saprolegniomycetes, Saprolegniales, Verrucalvaceae. The transcript is spliced from 4 exons. The record is from RefSeq and is a predicted model, not a curated record.
GAGAACUUUCAGUUGGCUUGAUUGAAAAAGCAAGCGAUAACGAUCAUGUGGGAAUGGCGUCUCUGUGGCGUCUUGAAUGAAGUCACGCAAGAGCUGUUGGACACGUUGGCCAUCACGUUGGGGGCAUUGAAGGUCAGCCAAGCGCUGCUUCCGGAGUGCCGUACGGACCUCUUCAUCGUGUUGCCGAUGCCAAACAUUGGCAUCAAGUUUCGGAACCUCACGUCGUCGUCGGCCCCCAUGUUGGAGAUCAAGUGUGCCAAGGAAAUCGAAGGCACAUGUGGGGCGCAGCAAUGGUUGAAGAAACGUGUGCAUGUGCCCGAGGACAUGAACAUGGAGGACGACGACGCUGUGAAGCAGGCGAUCGUGGGGAGUGGCGUGGAAGAACUCGAGCAAGUGGAGAUCAAGUUCCCAUUGCAGCGCUUGCGGCUGUACAAGGAGCGGCAGCAGUGGCGCCUGGCUACUCCCACCAAGCCUGUCCAGGUGGAAAUCACAUCCCUUGCCACGUCCAUCAACGAUGCAACGUCCACAGGAUCCUACUUUACCAUUUGCGUCGAAUCCAAGAGUGUCGACGCACUGGUCGAAUGUCUCGUGAAGCUUGCGAUCGGCGAGGUGUUUGAGCAACAUGCGAUCCAGAACAUUUACGUGGUGGAAACCAUCCAUCUCAAGCAUCCGUCCCGCCCGUCUUGUACGAGCACGAGCCCGUCCAAGGCGGACGUGGUCAUGAUGGUACCGCCGACUCACGGACCCCAUGACAUGGACGGCCCGAACGCGCCGAGUCCGCUCAAGCGUAAGAUCGCCGCGGAAGGAUCUCGCCUGCGGCUCAUUGAAAUGGGGUACCCAGCCCUGGCGUGCCAUCUCAUGCAGUCGGCAAUUGCGCAACAAGGCAAAUAAGUGGUCGAAAAUAGUACAAGCCAUCCCUCGUCGUUUCAUCAGUAGAUGAAUUGAGUUUUGAAUCAAAAGCAUGGAAAUAUUCAUAUUUCGUGGGAAUGUGUUGAUUUCUGUUGAUUUCC